AUGGUGAAUAUCUACAGAUGUGAAUUGCUCUUCUUGGUUGGUUCAAUUUUGUGUUUAGUAUGUGUUUCAUUAGGAUAUGUUCCUGAAGAUAACUAUUUGAUAGAUUGUGGAUCCUCUACAAAUAGUUCAGUAGGGGAUCGGGAUCGUGUAUUUGUAGCUGAUCAAUUCUAUUCCAACGUCCUUUCAACCCCACACAGUGUUUCUGCCAAUACUAGUUCAAUUUCCAUCUCUUCAACAUAUGAUUCUGCUCUUUAUCAAACUGCAAAAAUAUUCAAUGAGAACUCUUAUUACACCUUUCCAAUCAAGAAACCCGGGCGACACUGGAUUCGCCUUCAUUUCUUUCCCUUUGUGUAUGGAAACUAUAAUUUGAGCAUGGCAAAGUUCUCUGUGUCUGCUCAAAAUUUCACACUUAUUAAAGAAUACCAAUUAGAGAAUCCUCCCAAUGUUAAGGAAUACUCUGUCAAUGUAACUUCUGGCAGUCUCAUUCUCACCUUUACCCCUUCUGUCAAUUCAUUUGCCUUUAUAAAUGCAUUAGAAGUUUUUUCUCUCCCCGACGAGCUGAUUCCUGCUGGCGCUAGGACCAUUAGUAGUCUGCAAGGUAACUACAAAAAUCUGUGGAAGCAAGCAUUAGAGACAGUUGAGAGGGUUAAUAUGGGCAACAAAACCGUCUCUCCCCAAAAUGAUACCUUGUGGCGACUUUGGGUUUCUGAUGAUGAAUAUCUGAGACACAAGAAUCUAGUAACAUUUGUGCCAAAUGUCAAAGCCGUCAAUUUCACAGGAGGAGGGCCGACCGAGAACAUUGCUCCCUCUUCUGUCUACGGGACUGCUACUAGAUUGAACUCAGAUUCUGAUCCUAAUUUCAAUGCCAAUGUGACAUGGAUUUUUGAUGUUGAUCCUGGUUUUGAGUAUCUGGUUCGGUUUCACUUUUGUGAUAUAUUGAGCAAUCCUAAGCCCAGGCUCUACUUCAAUGUCUACAUUGGUUCUUGGCUAGUUUCUCAAAAUCUUGAUCUUCUCAAACUCGCACCCUCCUCGGGUGCUCCAUAUUUUAUGGAUGCCAUCACCAGGGUAAGUGACACUCGAAUGCUAAAUGUAAGUGUUGGCCCUUCUAAUGUAGGCAACCCUGACCCAAAUGCCAUUCUUAAUGGGUUGGAGAUCAUGAAAAUAAGCAAUUCUGAGGAUAGCCUCGAUGUCUUAGACUCUGUUUCCUCAAAAAGUUCGAAGACAAAAGUUAUUAUUGUAGCGGGCUUGACUGUAGGAUUGUUUAUCGUUGUUGUUUUUGGUUUGAUUGUCUUUCUGCUGUGUCGAAGAACGAAACGAGACCAUGUUGACCCCUUGAAAUCAGAAGGCCACUUUCCCAUGAGUGGAGGAGGUGCCAAUCAAUACUUCAACGGGGCUAACAUCUUUUCCACUUCAAAAUUUGGGUAUCGCUUCCCUUUCAUGGCUAUCCAAGAGGCUACCGAUAACUUCUCUGAGAGUUUGGUUAUUGGGGUUGGUGGCUUUGGAAAGGUUUACAAGGGAGUUCUGAGAGAUGAGACCACGGUGGCAGUGAAGAGGGGAACUUCACAAUCACAAGGCAUCGCAGAAUUCAGGACUGAGAUUGAAAUGUUAUCUCAGUUCCGGCAUCGGCAUUUGGUCUCUUUGAUUGGAUACUGUGAUGAAAGGGAUGAGUUGAUCAUAAUAUACGAGUACAUGGAAAAUGGGACUCUGAAGGAUCAUCUGUAUGGCUCAAAUCAUCCCAAACUAAGUUGGAGGCAACGGCUUGAUGUAUGCAUUGGAGCAGCUAAAGGACUUCACUAUCUCCACACUGGCUCCACAAGGGCUAUCAUUCAUCGCGAUGUCAAGUCUGCAAACAUACUACUGGAUGAGAAUUUCAUGGCCAAGGUUGCUGAUUUUGGGCUUUCAAAGACUGGUCCUGAAAUGGAUCAGUCACAUGUUAGCACAAUGGUAAAAGGAAGCUUCGGAUAUCUUGAUCCAGAGUACUUGAUAAGGCAGCAACUGACAGAGAAAUCAGAUGUUUACUCAUUUGGAGUCGUCAUGUUUGAAGUUCUUUGCGGGAGACCUGUUAUCGAUCCAUCAGUUUCAAGAGAAAAGGUUAACUUAGUUGAUUGGGCAUUGAAGUCUACGAGAAGAGGACAAUUGGAGGAAAUUGUAGACCCUCGUCUUGAAGGUCAAAUUAAGCCAGAUUCAUUGAAGAAGUUUAUUGAGAUAGCUGGGAAGUGCUUGGCAGAAUGCGGUGUUUAUAGACCUUCAAUGGGAGAUGUCUUGUGGAAUUUGGAGUGCUCCCUUCAACUCCAGGGGAAUGAAGAGAGGUCAAGCAACAACUAUCAGAUUUCAACACAAUUUAAUCGUGGAAAUAGCUUUGAAACCAGAGUAUCGGCCAGAGAAUUCAGCGUGGGAAGUGUCAAUGACCUUGAUGGCGAUUCGAUGAGUAAAGUCUUUGCUCAAAUGGUGAGAGAGGAAAUGAGGUAG
This is a messenger RNA of Dovyalis caffra, 2469 nucleotides long. The record is from the annotation of a GenBank genome assembly. NCBI's taxonomy places the organism in Eukaryota, Viridiplantae, Streptophyta, Magnoliopsida, Malpighiales, Salicaceae.